UUAGCUUCAGGAGUGUCUCCAGGAAAAUGAGCUCAAAUUUAUCGAUGCUGAAGAAAACGAGGCGUACUCCGUUGCAGGGGCCCCUGCAGGAGCCAGGGGGCAGACAAAAGGUGCCUUUCAGGAGGAAUCUGUUAAAAGAGCUUCAGGCAGGAUUGGCUGAUGAUGACAAACCCUCUGAUCCACAUCCUCCUCUGAGCCCUGACACUCCAACCAAUCAUGCCUCCACCUCAAAGUCAAAAGCUCCAUUAAAGAAAGGUGCUCAACCAAGCAGCUUUGAUCUGAUGUCUGCCAUGAUGCAGCGGGUGACCCUGCUGGAGAAAACAGUGCGGAGUCAAGCACAGGAGAUCGAGCGCAAGGAUAAAAUGAUCUCAGCUUUGGAGGACAAACUGAGGACAGAAUCAGCAAGCACACAUGAUCUGGGUGGCAGAGAUGAUCUUGAAAGAAGGUGCCAACAACUGCAGAAUCAGGUGUAUGAGAUGGAGGGCUUUCUGAGUGACUACGGUUUGCUCUGGGUUGGAGAUGGCGAGAGUGGUGCCUCGGCUGAAAGUGAGCAGCCACGUGACAGAGAGAGGGGCCUCAGGCAGCCAGACGCCUCUGUGGCCAGGAGCUUCCACAUGAACUUUGACCUCGUGCUGCAGAGGAUCAGGGAGCUGAACAUCCUCGCGGGGGACAGCGAGUGCUUUGUGCGAUCGACAGCCACGGGGGCGCGGUUGGCAAAGAAGCAUCCCAUUCACCUGAGCCUCUACAGCAACGGGAUUGUCAUGUUUGAUGGUCCUUUCCGCUCUUAUCAGGAGCAAAGCACCCAGCAGUGCAUGCAAGAUCUGAUGGACGGGUAUUUUCCAUCUGAGCUGCAAGACAGAUUUCCAGAUGGUGUUCCUUUUGAGGUUUGUGACAGGCGAGGCGAGGAGUUCAUCGUUAGGAUACCGUGGAAUAAAUUCCCUGGUGAAGGGCAGACUGUUCGUGGACAGAAAGCCGAAUAUUCAAAUGGCCUGAGCACGGAACGGUUCCUGAACAGGUUACCGAAGCUGGUGGUAAAGGCUGGCCGUGUGAUUGAUAUCAGGGACUCGCUGAGGGCUGCCCUGCAGGGUUCAUCUGGUACCCAGAGCAGCAACUCAGUGAUCCUCAUAGACACACCAGCGCAGCAAGAGCUGAAAGAGAGACAGCAGACGUUCAGCCCUGACCGGCCUGCGUCUGCCCAGGAUGUUAUCACACUCAAGGUGAAGUCAGAAGACGGGAAUCGUACUUUCAUUUUGAAAAUGUGCUCAUCAGAAACGAUCGGCCACAUGCGGCAGUAUCUGGACAAACAUAGAGGCGGUGGUCUCCCUGGUUAUGACAUCAUCAGUGCGUACCCACAGUGCUGCUAUGACGACAGCUGCCAGACGCUCCAAUCAUGUGGACUCACGACUGACACUACUCUGCGGCUGCGAAAGAGGCUGAAUGAGGUCAAUAAAUGAC
Molecule: messenger RNA, 1455 nt
Organism: Chelmon rostratus (copperband butterflyfish)
Lineage: Eukaryota; Metazoa; Chordata; Actinopteri; Chaetodontiformes; Chaetodontidae
Gene: ubxn11
Product: UBX domain protein 11
Exons: 14
Coding region: 27-1454 (475 amino acids)
Biological process (GO): proteasome-mediated ubiquitin-dependent protein catabolic process
Molecular function (GO): ubiquitin binding
Source: RefSeq, a predicted model, not a curated record